AUGGAUCGCUCUACCAAACCAAGCUUCAACUUUGUGAAUCUUCAACACCCUGAUGACCUCAAGAAUGAGGAGACGCAACUCCGAAUCCGCCGUCUGGCAAUGACCGAGGUGGGCAAGGCGAGGAGAAAGCCAAAGACGAAACGGGCACGUCAUGAGAUCGUCCUCGAGUUCCGCAAACCAUCUGAGCAGAGCCGCAUGCAUGUCGAUCGCUUCGGUGGCGGCCAACUCGAUCCCUUUGGCCCUUAUCCUGUCGAACUUAAUGAUUCCGAACGGGCUCUGCUGGCUAAUGUUCUUACGACCGAGGAUAACAACCACCCUACUGUUCUGCGAGGUUCUUGGUAUCCCGUUGGACUCAGUUACAUCCCUGCUUUCUGGAACAUGCUUGCCAACUCUCAAAACUUUUUGUUUGAAAAGCGCCAUGGAUAUUUCCCUUCGCAAGACGAUGCUGUUGCACUAAAAAUUCAUCACAAGGCUCUGCGCCACACUACUGAGAUGAUGAAGGACCCAAAGAUGCACCAGAGCGACGAGCUGAUAGGUUCCAUGGUUUCCUUCAUGAUUCAUCAAGCUUUGCUAGGGAACUUUGCGGGUGAUGUCUGGCAGAAGCAUGCUGGUGCAUUAGCAAGAAUAGUGCAGCUUAGAGGGGGUUAUGAUUCCAUCAGAACAGAUUUCCUACGGGUUACAGUAAGCUGGGGAGACCUUAUAGGAAGCUUCUUUCAAGACCAUAGUCCUACUGUUCCUAUGCCAUCACAAUGGCUUAUAGAUUCUAAAUCGCCGCCAAACUCUCCACGGCCUGCCAAUGCCGUGUCUUUGUCAUGGAAGCACCAGUUGCCCAUGCAACUAGACUGGAUCACAAUAUUCGACGAUAUAGUUCAGUUGAUAUCGCUUGAUCGCAUGUUCAACGAGAAACAGCUUAUGCUCGCAAUCACAAGUGGCAGCUGGAUGGAGCCGACCGUCUACCGUCUACUGUCCAUUCGGCCCCUGCACAAAGGCAACGGCCGAGAACAUGUCAUGGAAGAAGUGUGUCGGCUCGGAACGCUACUUUUUCUAUCGCCGUUCUGGAGAGCACUCGGCCAAUCACCAGUCAGAACCUCCGCUAUAUCCCGCAACUUAUUGCUUGUCCUCUUGGACAACAUGAUUGAGUGGAACGAACUUAAACCCUUGCUCAUUUGGGCCAUUUACUUCGCCGCCAUUGAGACAAAAGAUUUGGCCGAGAGAAGCCAAUUCGUUCUAAUGCUCGGCAUCUUGAUGAGUGGCAUGCAGCUGCAAGAGUGGGACGGGCUGAUGAGCAUUGUCAAAGAGGUUUUGUGGGUAGAGAAAAUAUUUGCAGGCACCGAUGACCUAAUUCGAGAAGAAGUCAUGCAGAUUGUUAAUCACCACCGGUCAAACAAUGCGCCAUCUGAUAGCGUUCCGAUGGGCAUUUUAGAAGCUUUUGCGGCUGAUGCGGAGGAGGAGCACUAG
Bipolaris zeicola 26-R-13 is the source of this 1458-nucleotide messenger RNA. RefSeq lists its product as uncharacterized. The transcript has 4 exons. NCBI's taxonomy places the organism in Eukaryota, Fungi, Ascomycota, Dothideomycetes, Pleosporales, Pleosporaceae. Bases 1 to 1458 code for a protein of 485 amino acids. The record is from RefSeq and is a predicted model, not a curated record.